CGUAUUCGCCUGAAGCUUGUCAAGCAAAGUUCGUUAUGAACAGGCUACUUUGAGAAACAGAAUCCUCGGUAUCACCUGACUUUGCAGCAUGUGUGUGGGUCUGCCCCUUGCCAAAAAUCAACCUCGGCUUCUUUAAGUUUGUCAACACCCCGACCUUAUCUAGGUAUGCUUUCCAUUGGCAUUUCCAUACACUCCCAAGAAAAGACGCAUCAUCAACUCAGUACACAUUCAGUAACCGCUACGUAGCGCCGAUCCCCUAUGUAAUUAUAUGCGACCUAUCUCGGCACUGCAAUGGUAAAGCAGGCAUAAUGGAAGCCAGGCACGAAACAUCGCAAGGUGACACACAGCGCAGCAUAGUUGCCUCGCAAUUGGGACGAAGCUGCAAACCAAUCAGGAGCAUCCACCACCAUGAGAUGAAACGAGGGAGCAUGUGAAGGCAAGAAGCCGAGCUCAAAAGGAAAAACACUACUACUGACUUUUGCCAACAGUCAUGCUCUGCCAUGCGAGCUUGCGUCGGCUUCAUUUCUCUGGACGCUUGCAUCAACUAGAUUGUAAGCGGCGCCUUGUGGAUCGUCGCUAUCACUCUUGAACCAGGGCAUAUAUAACAGGGCCUAUUUUGAUUUUCAUUAUGUCUGAUAUUCUUUGUCCUGUACAACUCGCCAUGGCUCCUCCGACUCCCGUACUGUUGACGCUGACUGCAGCUGGUCUUUGUGUCUUGAAAGUCAUAUUUGUUCCUGAACUCUAUCCCAACACAAAACUUACUACACUCUACCUUGCGCUCGCCAGCGCGGUUUUCGUCGUUUAUUAUGGAGUGUGGUGUACUGUGAUAUAUCCAAAGUUUGCAAGUCCACUCCGCCAUCUUCCUCAACCAAAGUCCGGCACAAUUUUUGGAAUUGGAUUUCCCUCUGUUAUCCUCAAAAGACCAAACGGAGAACUCUUCCUCAAACUCAUAACUGAGAUCCCGAAUGAGGGACUAAUCCGCUUCCCUGGGCUUUUCAACUCCGAUUAUCUCCUCCUCACAGGCCCCUCAUCUUUAAGCGAAGUCCUUGUGCAUAAGAGCUACGACUUUGAGAAGCCCAAAGAGCUCCGCAAGUUCUUGCGCAUCAUUCUUGGCGAUGGCUUGAUCCUAGUGGAGGGUGAUGUUCAUAAGUUCCAGCGCAAACAUGUCUCGCCUGCUUUCAGCUUCAGACAUAUUAAAGAGCUCAUCCCGGUUUUCUGGCAGAAGGCUUGGGAUAUGACGGGUAGGAUAGCGGCGGAGAUCCAUGAGAAUCCUGAGCCGUUGGUUGAUGAGAAGAACAAGAACCGCUCGGGUGUUGUAGAGAUCAACCACUGGGCUAACAAAGUUACUAUGGACAUCAUUGGAGUUGCUGGUCUUGGACGAGAUUUCAACUCUCUCUACAAUGCCGACGAUCCUCUCGUAGCGAACUACGAAGAGAUUCUGGAGCCCACCGCCGAGAAAGCCCUCUUCUUCGGGGCGAACAUGCUCUUCUCUCCGAAACUUGUCGCCAAACUCCCUUGGAAACUUAACCAGAGGUUGAAAGGAACGAUGGCAACCUUACGAGGUGUCUGCCAUCAGCUGUUGCAGGAGAAGAAAGAUCUGAUGAAGGCAGAUAAGGAGCAGCCCGUUAACAUUCUAUCGCUGCUGAUUAAAUCGAACAACUUCGAUGAUGAGAUGUUGAUUGAUCAAUUAUUGACUUUCUUGGCUGCUGGACACGAAACGACCUCCUCAGCAUUCACAUGGGCCACCCAUCUCCUUGCUAUCAACCCCGACAUUCAAGCCCGGCUGAGAGAAGAAAUCCGCAGCAACCUCCCCUCCCCAUCCACCCCAUGGACCAAUGACAGCAAUCCCACAGACUACGCCAGCAUUCUCGAAUCCCUCCCGUACCUCCACGGCGUCUGCAGUGAAGUGAUUCGACUCUUCCCCACAGUCCCCAGCACAGUCCGCAUCGCCGUUCGCGACACCACCAUCAACAACACGCCCAUUCCCAAAGGCACGCGCAUCUUCCUCACACCAUGGGGUGUCAAUCGGUCGCCACAUCUCUGGGGCAACACAGCGACGGAUUUCGUGCCGGAGAGAUGGAUUGAUGCUGAGACCGGCAAGGCAAACAACACCGGGGGCGUGACGAGCAAUUAUUCGAACUUGACGUUUUUGCAUGGCCCGAGGAGUUGUAUUGGGGAGAAAUUUGCGAGGAGUGAGUUGAAGGCGCUGGUGGCGGUGUUUUGUGGGACGUUUGAUAUUAGGAUGGCGGAUCCGAAUGAGGUGCCUGUUCCCGCGGGGGUUAUCACGACGAAGCCGAAGAAUGGGAUGAGUUUGAGGUUGCAGGUUGUGGACGGAUGGUGAGUCAAUGGAAGGGUGAUGGAAAUGCAAUUGUAGGUAGCCUUCUGAGAGGGUUGG
Molecule: messenger RNA, 2395 nt
Organism: Cadophora gregata
Lineage: Eukaryota; Fungi; Ascomycota; Leotiomycetes; Helotiales; Ploettnerulaceae
Exons: 5
Coding region: 629-2341 (570 amino acids)
Molecular function (GO): monooxygenase activity; oxidoreductase activity, acting on paired donors, with incorporation or reduction of molecular oxygen; iron ion binding
Source: RefSeq, a predicted model, not a curated record